This is a messenger RNA of Myripristis murdjan (pinecone soldierfish), 1389 nucleotides long. RefSeq names its product 5-hydroxytryptamine receptor 3A-like. NCBI's taxonomy places the organism in Eukaryota, Metazoa, Chordata, Actinopteri, Holocentriformes, Holocentridae. The record is from RefSeq and is a predicted model, not a curated record. The coding region runs from base 1 to 1377 and encodes 458 amino acids. Gene Ontology annotation, molecular function: transmembrane signaling receptor activity; extracellular ligand-gated monoatomic ion channel activity. Gene Ontology annotation, biological process: monoatomic ion transmembrane transport. The transcript is spliced from 10 exons. Gene Ontology annotation, cellular component: membrane.
AUGACACCCGGAGCUCUCCUCCUGCUGCUCCUCCUCACAGACGGGACGUCCUGUCAGAAAGUGUGCAGUUACCAGGAUGUGAUCGACCACCUGAACCUGACCAGAAGGAGCGACGUGUUCACACUGACGCGGCCCGUUCUGGACCACACACACCGCACCGUGGUCAAACUGGACAUCAUCCUCUAUGCUAUUUUGGCUGUGAUUGAGAAAACUCAGACGUUCAUUCCCUUCAUCUGGGUAAUCAUGAAGUGGAACAAUGAGUUCAUCUCCUGGGACCCCUCCCGCUUCUGUGGCAUCACAAGGGUUUCUCUGCCCAAAAAAAAGCUGUGGAUACCAGACCUGUUUAUCUAUGAGAUGACAGAGAAGGACGACGCUCCUCAAAGUCCGUAUGUAUAUGUUGACCAUGAUGGCACUGUGACUCUGGAGGAUGAUCUGAGGGUGGUCAGCACCUGUAAGAUGGACGUCCACAAGUUCCCCUUCGACACCCAGAGCUGCAACAUCACCAUUGGUUCUGCGAUUCACAGCGUUGAUGAAGUGCAGCUCGUCCCGUUCUCCAACUCGUCCCGGGCCACGCAGUUUUCUCGUGAGGUGAUGAAGACGCAGGGCGAGUGGGAUUUUCUCAACCUGACGGUCUCUAGCAACUCGUUCAAUUUCGAACACGGAGAUUGGGAAAAUUUGAUAUACACUAUCACCAUGAAGAGGAGGCCUCUCCUCCACAUCAUCAACUUCCUGUUGCCCAUCCUGUUCUUCCUGUGUCUGGACCUGGCCUCCUUCUUCAUCUCAGAUCAUCGGGGGGAGAAGCUGGGCUUCAAAGUCACCGUGCUGCUGGCCAUCUCAGUGCUGCUGCUCAUUUUGAACGAAAUCCUGCCCGCCAUGUCCAACAAAACUCCGCUCAUAGCGACCUACUGCAUUGUGAUUUUUGCUCUGAUGCUGCUGAAUCUCUUGGAGACAAUCUUGGUGACGCAUUUGAUGGAGAAGGACUCUCCAACCCAGGAGAGCUGCAGGCUGAGAGACAACUGUGAAGGCAAGCAGGGUGAAUCUAAAACUCAUUUCUGUGACAGAGAGGAAAAACGAGACAAUCACUGUGUGUGUGUCUGUGACAUGCCUGGUGGUGACACACCAUGUGAACUGCUGCCCAUGGCUGAACAGGUGGGGAGCGGCAGGCCAGCAGGAGAGUGUGGUGUGCUGCUGCUGAUCCUGGAGGAGCUGAGGAGGCUGCAGAGGAGCCAGGCGUUGCUCCUUAGCGGCACGAUGGACGGAGGGACGCCGGGCUACUGGACCAGAGCCGCCACCAAAAUCAACACCCUGUUCUUCAUUUUCUAUGUCGUCACUGUCUCACUUUUUCUAAUAUUCAUGUGUAUAGAAUGGAGCUCUUAGAGAAGUUGUGUC